UUAUGAUAAGGUAAUAUUAUAAUAGUAGUAAAGAGCUUGAAUUGAGCUAAAGGCUAUAUACCGGGCUAAAAGCACUGGCUACACGCUAAGUCACGUAUAGUAGCACCGCGUGACUAGUGCCACAUAACAAGUCCCCCCCUUCAGACUCGAAAGACAACGUCCUCGUCGCAAUACAGCCAUUCUAGGCUACCCAAUAAGAAGUCCACUAGUAUAGAGCGUCCUUCUCCCCCAAGAGCUUACAUCUCACUUCUAAGGGCCCUACAAGCAGGCCAUGGUAACAUAUAUCCCAGAAUAUGCCCCCUAUUUGUAUAUUGCCUCCCUCUCUACCAUAUUUCUUGUUCGUACCAUAUCCAUAAAGACUUGGGGAGGUGAGGAGUCGGACGGCUCUGCCGGCGGGGGUGUAAAGCGUAACAGGAAGCUCUUUCUACAGGGGCGAGGGGAACAUCGCUUUAUUGCUGUAGUAAUCCGUAUCGUGAGGUCGAUCUCGAUUAUAAUUAUUGCAUUACUACCAUAUGUCACGAUAAGGUGAUGUUGCAGUGGU
Messenger RNA from Hyaloscypha bicolor E, 541 nucleotides. RefSeq lists its product as uncharacterized. The record is from RefSeq and is a predicted model, not a curated record. Bases 272 to 529 code for a protein of 85 amino acids. The transcript is spliced from 2 exons. Lineage: Eukaryota; Fungi; Ascomycota; Leotiomycetes; Helotiales; Hyaloscyphaceae.